AUGCCAUGGCAAGAAACAAUCCCAGACCCGAUAAUCCAGCAGAUCAAGGAUGCCGUCCACAAAUAUGGCGUGCUCAUUUUUCGCGGCGCCAACCUCGAUAACGACGAGCACAUACGGUUCUCUAGACACUUCGGCGAGCUGGACGAUGUCAAGGCCUUCAUGAAGGCUGGCCGAAGAAUGCGAUUCCCCGAGCAGCCAGAAAUAUUUGAUCUCUCGAACCUGGAUGAGAAUGACGACCUAAUGAGCAACCCGGACUCGAUGCGGGUGGCGGCGUACAAGGGCAACUUCCUGUGGCACGCAGACAUGGCGUACAACCCCCGGAGGUGCUCUUACGCCAUACUACGCGCGCUAGAGCUGCCCCCACCGGGAACUGGCGGAGAGACAGAGUUUCUGGACACUCGCAAGGCUUUCGAAGAUCUGCCGCCGGAGAAGCAGGCCGAGCUCGAAAAGCUGGUGGUGAACAACUCGUUCUACCACCAGCGGAGACUGGCGGCGCCCGAGCAUUACGCCGAUCUUAACCCACUUGCGUCACCUAUGUCGCGGUACCGGCUCGUGCCACUCCACGAACAGUCUGGACGGAAGAAUCUAUUCAUCACCACAUGGGUGCAUCACUUUGACGGCAAGACCAAGGAGGAAAGCCUUCCCUUGGUCGACGAGCUGCUGGACUGGGUAUCCAAGCCGGAGUACAAGCUCACGGUCCAGUGGCACAACAACGGCGACCUGCUCAUGUGGGAUAAUAGGGCAGUCAUCCACCGUGCGACGGGUGGCGGGUCGUAUACCUACAAGUACAGGCGUGACGUGCGGAGGACUACGAUCAAAGAUGCCGGCGCGUCUGCGUAUGGCGAGAACGGAUUUGGGGCCUGUUGGCAGAGGGAGGAAAGCUUCGCCUCCGGGCUUUCGGUGAAGAAUUCGCAGCCCCUCCAGGCUCAGCCGGCUUCUCAGCGGUGA
Diaporthe batatas is the source of this 948-nucleotide messenger RNA. RefSeq lists its product as uncharacterized. Bases 1 to 948 code for a protein of 315 amino acids. NCBI's taxonomy places the organism in Eukaryota, Fungi, Ascomycota, Sordariomycetes, Diaporthales, Diaporthaceae. The transcript has 2 exons. The record is from RefSeq and is a predicted model, not a curated record. Gene Ontology annotation, molecular function: oxidoreductase activity.